UAUUCUAUCUGAUUGUACCUGAGAUUCCAAAUUAAAAUAAGCUAUUUGGCACUUAAAACCGCAUAACAUUUUACUGAACUAGGAAAUCCCUCAACGGACUAGAAAUAAUAAAUUCUAUCAUAUAGUAGGUAUAUACAGUAUAAGUAAGUAAUACUGAUUAAUAUUUUAUUUUAGAUUUUAUGCAUAAUUAUUCCGGUACACUUAAUUCUUACGCAUUGCGUGAGUAAUUCUUUAAAAUCAAUAUUUGUUCAGAUUAAAAUAAAAGAUGGACCAGUUCUAAUUUGCUUAGAAGGACGUCAUUCUCAACAGUCACCGCCUGUGGCCUAAAGUAUUUUGAUUUUACUAAACUUACAGCAGCAUUUAAUUCAGAAUAUAAUAAAUUAUAAAAAAAUACCUAAUAUACCAAAAUGAAUAGCGAACAAUUUCGAAAGUUUGGUAAAGAAUUAGUAGAUGUAUUAGCUGAUUACAUCGACAACAUACGAGACCGCGAUGUUUUGCCAACGGUUGAACCUGGUUAUCUCAGUGAAAUGCUUCCGGAUGAAGCUCCGGAAGAACCGGAGGACUGGAAAGACGUUAUGAAGGUCAUCAAUGAUGCGAUAAUGCCUGGCAUAACUCACUGGCAGUCACCGCACUUCCAUGCUUUUUUUCCUACAGGGCACUCGUUUGCAAGCCUUUUGUGCAGUAUGCUUAGUGAUGGUUUGGCAGUCCUUGGACUUAACUGGCUGUCGAGUCCAGCCUGCACUGAAUUAGAAAUUGUAACAAUGAACUGGCUUGGAAAACUGUUUGGACUACCCGAAGAAUUUCUAAAUCGUUCUUUGGGCCCUGGUGGUGGAAUUAUUCAGGGAUCAGCAAGCGAGGCAACAUUGAUGGCAUUGCUCGUAGCAAAAGACAAAACUAUUCGCAUUUUAAAAACACAUGAUCCGAAUCUUGAUAACGACACUGCGAAAUCGAAACUCGUUGCUUACACGUCUGAUCAAUGUAAUUCAUCUGUCGAGAAAGCUGGACUCCUAGGUUCUAUGAAGAUGAGAUUACUUCAAUCUGAUGUUAAUGGAUGUCUACGAGGUGAAACACUUAAAAAUGCCAUGAACGAAGAUAAAGCUUUAGGGUUUACACCUUGUUAUGUUAUCGCUACACUCGGCACUACUGCUACUUGUGCGUUUGAUUUUCUGAGUGAAUUAGGCCCUAUCUGUAAAGAAGCAAAUGUAUGGUUGCAUGUAGACGCCGCAUACGCAGGCUCUGCAUUUAUUUGCCCUGAAUAUAGAUAUUUAAUGAAAGGUAUCGAAUUUACCGAUUCUAUAGUCGUUAACGCGAAUAAAUGGAUACCAGUAAAUUUUGACUGCUCUACUAUGUGGGUUAGAAAUUCUUGUGAUCUAAUGCGUGCGUUCGAUGUUCAAAGAGCUUACUUAAACGAUAUAGCAGACCAUCAAAAAAUCCCGGACUACAGACACUGGCAAAUACCCCUAGGUCGACGAUUUAGAUCGUUGAAAUUAUGGACAGUAAUUAAAAUUUAUGGCGCUGCAGGUAUCAGAAAACAUAUUAGAACUCAAAUUGCUUUAGCGCUUUAUUUUGCAGAGCUAGUUCGUGCUGAUGAUCGCUUUGUGGUUGAACCAGAACCUUCUAUGGGAUUAGUUUGCUUUAGGCUCAAAGAGGGAGAAAAUUUCACGAUACAAAUGUUAGAUAUCUUGACAAAACGAAAGAAAGUUUUCAUGGUAGCGGGUUCUUUUAAAAAUAAGUAUGUCAUACGAUUUGUUAUUUGUUCAAGUUUAACAACACAUGAAAACAUCGAUUACAGUUGGAGAAAAAUCAAGGAAGUAGCAGAUCUUAUCUUAAACGCAGACAAAAUAAAUAGCAGUACUAAAAUAGGUAUUCACUAAAAAGGUACCUACAUUAUUAUCUAAUCCAUGUUCUAAUAAAUCCUUACAACUACGAAGUAUGUAGUCUAUUGUCUAAGGCAGGCUUUUCCGCACACUCACGCUUUUUAUCGUCAAA
Molecule: messenger RNA, 1989 nt
Organism: Manduca sexta (tobacco hornworm)
Lineage: Eukaryota; Metazoa; Arthropoda; Insecta; Lepidoptera; Sphingidae
Product: 3,4-dihydroxyphenylacetaldehyde synthase
Exons: 5
Coding region: 408-1874 (488 amino acids)
Biological process (GO): amino acid metabolic process; catecholamine metabolic process
Molecular function (GO): aromatic-L-amino-acid decarboxylase activity; pyridoxal phosphate binding
Source: RefSeq, a predicted model, not a curated record